AUGAAUAAUAGUAUGCUUAGCCUAUCAACCAAGACCUACUUUUACCGAGCACGGGGAAAUAUAUCUUGUCUAUGGGUUCUAUUAUCUAUAUUUGUAUUGAGAGCGACAGCUGCACCGCUUACUCUCGAGGACUUUGUCUCUCCCACCCAAAUGGCUAUUAUCUCGAUCCUUCAGACAGUCUUUUUUGCCUAUGUAUCGCACGCAGUUACUGUCCGCCCAGAGAAUACAACAAAAGCGUUACCAUCUAUUGCUAAGCGUGCGUUGGCUAUAGCGUGGCCUGUAAGCGGAAUACACGAAGCAGUUGGAUGCAUAAUCAAAUCUUUCCAAGGACGUAAAAUUCUUCAAGAAAUGCUUGCUGAAGACAAAGGACAGAAAGCCAAAGAUACUUCAAUGGAUGAUUGGUUAAUUGACAUGAAAUUAAAGUAUUUCGAUACAGCGCGGAUAGCACUCCUCAUCGAAAGACAAGAGCUCAACGAUAAUCUUACUCUACUUAAACGUCGCUUACAAAUAUUCAGAGGCAGGGUUUCGCAGCAUGAGGAAAGGUUACAGGCGUACAAAGACAGAAAAUCAGAUGAAUUGAAUGGCAAAGAUUCAUCUGAAUAUGAAAAGAGGCUUUCAACAACCUCCGAGUAUCUUCGCGACGAUCUUGAAAAACUGUUGGACUUGAGAAGUGCUAAUCUGAGACAUAGUUACUACCUUAUAAAAAGAGAAGACUUGUUUGGCACCAGAAAAGCAAAGUUUCAAGCUGACUUGGAUAGAACGAGCAUAUAUGACGAGAAAUCAGAAAAUUCAGGAUCGCAGUACUCUUUGGAUGAUAAUCAAGCAGAAUCUUAUUAUUCUGAUAGCGAUGAACUUAGCACAGAGUCAUACGUAUCCAACGAUUCUUCACAAAUUGCAACAGAGCCAUCUGGCUCUGAAUACGAUUCAGAUAACGUUGAAUCAUCGGUAUACAGUGAAGAGGAAGACCUCCAGGUGUAUGAUCCUGCAAAUGAUCCAGAAUUACUGCACAGCACAUUCGCGUUUGAUUCCAAUAUGGCGGAUUUACAAAAUACGGAUUUUGCCGUAUGCUCUAAUUGGGAGGAGAUGCAAGAUCAAAAUAAAGAAAGAUAUGGAGAUGACGAUAUAUACAGCUCUUACACCAGAAACUUGUACUCGAUAUCAGAAGAAAACGAUAUUCCAGAUGAUAUUUCUGAAGAACUACAAAGUCUCUUGGAUAAAUACGAGAUUCAAGACAAAGCACAAUUCAAUUGGAAAUUUAAUUACGACAAUAGCGCUUACCUUGAUGCUCUCUUAACAAAGAUGGGGCCGGAGAGAUCGAAGAGUGUGAAAGACUUUAUUAUCAAUGAUGAUAUAUUUAUUGGAAUGGACAAAGAAGAUGUAGAGCUAUUGAAGCCAUCUAGUUACAGUCUAACUUCAGAAACAAAUGUUACUGGUCCUGGUGCACAUCUUCCUUACCAAGUUCCAGUUCACCCGUUCUUGUUUCGCUUCCUCCCACCAGACAUGCUUGAUCAAUUAACAGGAGCAGGUCCUUUGGGGGGAUCUUCUGCCCUGGGAAAGAUAUUCACAUUGAUUCAAUUGGGCUACACAGUAUAUGAAAUUAUUGACGGCGAAGGUGACAGUUGGUCUAAGCUAAUUAUGGGGAUCUUUAUGAUCAUGUCCAUUUCUCAGACAAUAUCCCUUGUUGCCCUUCCUCCGCAAGACGUUUCCUACAGUCUCAAAGGAAACUAUAUUACUGGUUCUUGCUACAACUAUUUCAGGAUACAAGAAAAUGAAGUUCUUGGGAUCGUCAAACAGUUUUUCUCGAGCAAACGUCAUAAAACAAUGGGGCGAUCAGACUUUCAUUCUACCUCAAAUACGUUUUGUAUCUUGGCCUUGACAGGAAUGUCUUCAAAAGAUCUGAUGGGGGUUAUUAAACGAGAUGACUUUGACAGAAAAACACUUACUCAUUUUCCGUCUGGAAUAUGGGAGUAUUUCGUUGUUUUUGGAGGAAUAGCUGUACCUCUUUUACUAGGCUUAAUACCUGGGUACGGAGAAAGGAGUACAACAGAAUGGAUUGUGAUCUCUUGGAUUGUUGGGAGUCUGCCUUUUAUUAUAUUCCGAAUCAUCUACUUUGAUAUGUUCACCACAAUGAAAACCUCAGAGAUGAUACUACUAGUUAUUGUUGGAGCCUUGCCAGGUAUAGCACUUGUUCUAACUGCAACAGUCAUCGGCUUUGUUACUGUUUGAAAUAACCCCCCCCCCCAUCCAUUUUCUCUCUCUCUUCUUGCAAAUAUAAUUAAUAGUAUUAAAUG
This is a messenger RNA of Phycomyces blakesleeanus NRRL 1555(-), 2291 nucleotides long. RefSeq lists its product as hypothetical. NCBI's taxonomy places the organism in Eukaryota, Fungi, Mucoromycota, Mucoromycetes, Mucorales, Phycomycetaceae. The transcript is spliced from 3 exons. Bases 1 to 2226 code for a protein of 741 amino acids. The record is from RefSeq and is a predicted model, not a curated record.